AACUAUGUUUGGAUUUCUCUUUUUUGUUUUACUCACUCCUGGAGCAAGUGAAUUUCUUUGUGCAUCACCAGACCUGGAACUGUCCUAUACUUUUUGUGAUUCCACACCUCAUGCUUUCACCUUUAAUGUGACACCUUGCACUGUGGCUAACAGACCCACCUGGGAGGCUGCCCUUACCUGGAUUCCACGGAGUGACAUCACCGUUCUGAAGACCAUCUUCAACGUCUGGUACGAGGGAGCCAAAGCACUGCACUGGAGAGAGGUCCUGUGCAGCGGAGCUGACGAUGAGUACUCGCUGUGUGGAGCGCUCAAAGGGGAAACAAUUGCAGCUGCAUUUGACAUCAAAGGCUCACGGAUAGCAUUUCCAAAGGGCAAUUAUAACAUUAUUUUGGAAGGAUUCUCUGAUGAUUAUGAGAAGGAUAUAAUCAUGUGCCUGAAUUUCACCAUGACAGUCAAACAUGACACUUUCUGA
This is a messenger RNA of Dryobates pubescens (Downy woodpecker), 472 nucleotides long. RefSeq names its product lymphocyte antigen 96 (gene LY96). The transcript is spliced from 5 exons. Gene Ontology annotation, biological process: cellular response to lipopolysaccharide; innate immune response; toll-like receptor 4 signaling pathway. Bases 5 to 472 code for a protein of 155 amino acids. Gene Ontology annotation, molecular function: lipopolysaccharide binding; lipopolysaccharide immune receptor activity; Toll-like receptor 4 binding. NCBI's taxonomy places the organism in Eukaryota, Metazoa, Chordata, Aves, Piciformes, Picidae. Gene Ontology annotation, cellular component: lipopolysaccharide receptor complex. The record is from RefSeq and is a predicted model, not a curated record.